AUGUCUAUCCUGGAGCGCUUGGAGCAGAUGGAGAGGAGGAUGGCGGAGAUGGCCAGCCACCAGCAGCCGAGCAGGGGGACAGGGGGAGGAGGAGGCGGAGGGGGAGGAGGCGUAGGAGGUGGAGGGGGAGGAAACAACAGCCAGUCACAGUGUGUAUCUGCCCAGACGCAAGCCAGCAGCUCCUUUGAGAGCCGUGUUGUGGUGGUCUGUGAGAAGAUGAUGAGCAGAGCUUGCUGGGCCAAGUCCAAACAUUUAAUCCACUCCAAGACCUUCAGAGGCAUGACACUCCUUCACCUGGCUGCUGGCCAGGGCUACGCCACCCUCAUCCAGACACUCAUCAAGUGGCGGACCAAGCAUGCUGACAGCAUUGAUUUGGAGUUAGAAGUAGACCCUCUCAAUGUGGAUCACUUCUCCUGCACGCCUCUGAUGUGGGCGUGUGCGCUGGGUCACCUGGAGGCAGCAGUGGUCCUGUAUAAAUGGGACAGACGUGCUCUAGCUAUCCCAGAUUCUCUGGGCCGCUUACCUCUGUCAAUUGCCCGCUCUCGUGGCCAUACCAAAUUGGCUGAAUGUCUGGAGCAGUUACAGAGGGAAGAGCAGCAGCCACCGGCCCCUCUACCACCCACAACUCGGAUGUCUUUCUCCCCAGCCCCCGACGCCCCCACCACAGACAGCUGGAUGGUCAGCUGGGCUAACGACAGUGUAGUAGCAUCCAGCUGCAAGAAAGGAGGUCCUGCCACCACUACAACCACAACCAGCACCACCAGCCUCAAUCCAGACUUGAGAAGACCCAGGUCAGAGCCUUCCAACUACUACAGCACUGAGGGCCAAAGAGACCUCCCACUAGCUAAAAAACAUAAACCCAACCCAGAACUGUUUCAGACGCGGCCUGACAAGGCCAUGUCUGUUCCUCUGAGCCUGGAGCAGCAGCAGCUCCACAAGCUGUCCUCUAGCCCCAAGAGCCUGUCCUCAGAAGGCCUGAGUUCAGACAAGGGCCUGUCUACAGGAGGCAGCACGGGGACAACCAGAUGGACCUCCAGAGAGAGUUUCUCCAGCAGUGGCUUAGGGAGGAAAGGGUUGGGGGUCAGUGGAAGCAGCAGCCUGGGGAAGGAGAAAUUGGUCAACCGGUUACGUCAGCGGGAACAGUUAGGCAUGCUGGUGAUGGCAGACAGAGAAAUGGCUGAUGCAGAACUGCUAUCCUAUCGGGAGGAUCUGGAGAACCAGGACUGUCUCACACAGAUGGAUGACCUGCAGGUAAACAUGAUGACUCUAGCAGAGCACAUCAUUGAAGCAACGCCAGAAAGAAUCAAGAGGGAGAACUUCACCGCCACAGACUCUGUGCCAUUAGACACGUCAGGGGUCAGCAACACCAUGAACUGGCUGGCCAACUACCUGGGAGAUGUGGAGCAGCUGCCAAGCAUCAUACACUUACGAUCUCUGUAUAAUGAACCUCUGACCCCAUCGUCCAACCCCAGCCUCAGUCCUGGUGGGUCUCCCCUAAGAGAGGGGCCCCUGGAGAGGUCCACGCUUCCAUCCCCAGCUGACUGGAGUGAGUUCAUCAAUGCCUCUAACAGCAAGGUGGAGCGAGACCUGGCCCAGCUGACUCUGUCAGAUCCAGAGCAGAGAGAGCUAUAUGAAGCCGCCCGCCUAGUCCAAACUGCCUUCCGCAAGUACAAGGGGCGGCCGCUCCGAGAGCAACAGGAAGUAGCUGCUGCUGUUAUUCAACGUUGUUACAAGAAAUACAAACAGCUAACAUGGAUAGCCUUGAAGUAUGCACUUUAUAAGAAGAUGACGCAGGCCGCCAUCCUUAUCCAGAGUAAAUUCCGCAGCUACCACGAACAGAAGAAGUUUCAGCAGAGCAGGAGGGCCGCCGUGCUCAUUCAGCAAUACUACCGCAGCUACAAGGAGUUUGGCAGGCUGAAGCCCCACCAUCGUGGGGCAGCCGCUGCCCUGGUGCAGCACAAAUUGAGAGGUAGUCUGCUCACAAAGAGGCAGGAUCAGGCUGCCAGGAAGAUCAUGAGGUUCCUACGUCGCUGCCGCCACAGCCCCUUGAUGGACCAUAGACUGUUCAAGCGGGGUGAAAGAAUUGAAAAGGGCCAGGGAACAUGA
Molecule: messenger RNA, 2106 nt
Organism: Scomber japonicus (chub mackerel)
Lineage: Eukaryota; Metazoa; Chordata; Actinopteri; Scombriformes; Scombridae
Gene: camta1a
Product: calmodulin binding transcription activator 1a
Exons: 14
Coding region: 1-2106 (701 amino acids)
Biological process (GO): regulation of transcription by RNA polymerase II
Cellular component (GO): nucleus
Molecular function (GO): protein binding; transcription coregulator activity; double-stranded DNA binding
Source: RefSeq, a predicted model, not a curated record